AUGAAAUCCGCCUCUGCCCCCAUACCCCAUGAAAUCCCGCCUCUGCCCCCAUACCCCUAUUGCAAUCCCGCCUUCUGCUCGCUCGUGCCGCCAUUACCCCAUGAAAUUCCCGCCUCUGCCCCCAUAACCCAUGCAAUCCCCCGCCUCUGCCCCCAAUACCCCAUGAAUCCCGCCUCUGCCGGCCAUACCCAGAAAAUUCCGCCAAUGCCCAUACCCCAUGAAAUCCCGCCUCUGCCCCAUGCCCGACCAUUGAAAUCCGCCUGCUGCCCACCCCCAUACCCCAUGAAACUCCCCAUCUGCCCCGCCAUACCCAUGAAAUCACGGCCUCUGCCGCCCAUACCCCAUGAAAUCCGCCUCUCCCCAUACCCCAUAGAAUCCCGCCUCCUGCCCCCAGAACCCAUGAAACCCGCCUCGAUGCCGCAUAACCCAUGA
Molecule: messenger RNA, 432 nt
Organism: Penaeus vannamei (Pacific white shrimp)
Lineage: Eukaryota; Metazoa; Arthropoda; Malacostraca; Decapoda; Penaeidae
Source: RefSeq, a predicted model, not a curated record